AGAGAUGCUAUCACUACUGGACCACACGGGGGCAGAUAACAUUUCCAUAAUAACUUCCUUCACUACUAAAACUCGAAGUUGAUUCGAUUAGGUUUCUCAGUACUAUCCAACAAGAGGAACAGGCUAUGCCCUUAUCACCAGCACUAAACUAUCCCACAGUCCCACUUUCCAAUGGUCUGCAGAUCCCAGUACUUGGAUUAGGCACAUCACAUGAUGGCGGAUACUCUCAUGAUUCCAUUAUGUAUGCACUCACUGAGUGUGGCAUGCGCCACAUUGACACAGCAAAGCGCUACGGCUGUGAGGAGAAACUGGGCAGAGCUAUCAGAGAAAGUGGGUUACCACGAAGUGAUCUGUGGCUCACCAAUAAACUGUGGCCAGGCGACUAUGGAUACAAAUCUGCAAAAAAUGCCUGCCUUGGCUCCUGCUCACAAAUGGGGGUGGAUUAUUUUGACCUUUAUCUCAUGCACUGGCCAGAGUCAUCACGACAUGGCUGCUCCAACAGGGAGAUGAGAGCUGAGACCUGGAGAGCUUUGGAGGAACUUUACAAAGAAGGGGUGUGCCGUGCUAUUGGAGUGAGCAACUUUCUGGUCCAUCACCUGGAACAGUUAAAGGAAGACUGUAGUGUGGUGCCACAUGUUAACCAGGUGGAGUACCAUCCAUUCCAGCAGCCCAGUCACUUGAUUGAGUAUUGUCGUCAGGAGGGGAUCGUAUUCGAAGGGUACAGUCCUCUGGCCAAGGGUCAAGUCCUCAGCAAUCACACUGUUCUCCAGAUAGCAGAAAAGUACAGACGCACACCUGCUCAGAUCUGCAUCCGCUGGAGUAGUCAGAAUGGAGUUGUCACAAUACCAAAAUCCACCAAAAAGGAGAGGAUAAAAGAAAACUGUCAAGUGUUCGAGUUCCAGCUGGAGGAGGCUGACAUGAAUACUUUGGGAAUGUUGCAUGAUGGAAGACACGUGUCUUGGGAUCCAACCAACGUAGAGUAAUAUAUCAGAAAAGAAAAGGGAUGUUUGUCCUGGAAUCAGUUGUCUGAAAAACUAAUUUUGAAAUUGUUGUCAGAUUUUAAUUUAAUAAGCUUUGUAUGUCACACUACCUGGAAGAAGAUUCUGCUAUGGUAUAAAACUCAUUCAUCUCAGCUAGAGCAGCUUGCACGACUUCUUCAGGUGCUGUAACCUCAUAGAAAUUAACUAAAUAUCUACUUUUUUUAUAAAGCAAUACAGAUAGGAUGUUACAGUCAUAGGUAAUAUAGGAAUGUCUUUAUGAUGAUUAUAGCAAAUAUAAUUUGGUCUAAUAAGUGAACAUUUGCCUUGGCAGAUAUACAGCUGAGGAUCUGGAUUUGUGUUGACAUGGGUCAUGAAUAAUCUUUCUGGAUUUCCCUCCCCUACAAUAGUUGCCCAACAAAAUCACAGUUAAAGCUGCAACAAUUUACCAGGGGAGGACUUUGAAUGAGACUGAAUGCUUUUAAGUGCAGGGCAUUUAAAGUAUUGGAUUUAAAAGGUUUGUGUGCAGUCACAUAUCCAUAAUGUCUUGCAUGUGUUUCUUUGGGUGGGACUAGAUGAUCAAGUAGGAUGGUUUGGUGAUGUUUUAAUUGUAUUUUUUCAGAAAAUCAAGUUUUUGUACCAUAAAAAAAUUACCCAAAUAUGACCCAUAUUCAUGAGAACCUUUUACCCGUGGCAGUUAUUUCUGUCAGGUAUAUACAGUAUUUACUGUGAACCAUGUAUCACCUGUCCUUAUCAUUACCAGUCAGCUACAUUCAUUUACAUCUGAUGUGUAUGUAUUAUCUAUAUAUUUUUAAAUAAAACACCACAAACACUCA
Molecule: messenger RNA, 1813 nt
Organism: Scomber scombrus (Atlantic mackerel)
Lineage: Eukaryota; Metazoa; Chordata; Actinopteri; Scombriformes; Scombridae
Exons: 8
Coding region: 126-983 (285 amino acids)
Molecular function (GO): oxidoreductase activity
Source: RefSeq, a predicted model, not a curated record